This is a messenger RNA of Dichomitus squalens LYAD-421 SS1, 1389 nucleotides long. RefSeq lists its product as uncharacterized. The transcript has 2 exons. NCBI's taxonomy places the organism in Eukaryota, Fungi, Basidiomycota, Agaricomycetes, Polyporales, Polyporaceae. The annotation marks the transcript as partial. The record is from RefSeq and is a predicted model, not a curated record.
AUGGAUGCGCAACGCGCUGCGCAGGUAUACCCGGUCCUCCUUCACCUUCAAUCUAUCGGAGUCACCAUACCUGAGCUUAUCACAUCUGUGCUUGUCUUUGGCUGCUGUAAUGAUCUCUCUAACCCCUGGUAUCAAGCCCUCAUCAAUGAUACUGCUACUGUGUUCUCGGCCUUUUUCCACCACCAGCAUACCUCGGACGCAUCAAAGCGCUGGGCCCGUCAACUGAUGUCCAAUCGCUACUCAGAUGCUGUCCAGCGUCUGACGGGUGUAGAGCGUGGGUGGCACUUCAGUGCAGCCCGGGCGCGCCCCGAGCAGAUACAAGAUUUUCGCAUGGAAGACAUGGCGGGGGAGAUUGCGCGCACGGAGCCGGAGCUUUGGGCGAUGGUGAGAUACCUUCUAAGCGGUUCUCCCAUGCCCGAUGCCAAUUUUACCGUGGCGAUGGACACCGAUGGUAUGGAUGAUGCGGAGUCAGAAGAGGAGGACGCGGUUCUUUGGGAGAUGGUUGGGGACAUUCCGGGCGAGGAGACUCGUCCUGCGCAGUCAAGGGUGCCUGGUUCUGCGCGGAUUGGGCGAAAAUGUGUUACCAAGAAUCCUAAUGUUGUUUGUGUACAAAAGAAAGCUGUCGUGAUUAUCAGCAUCCUACUGCAACAUCGCGAUCAACGAUGCAACACACUGCAAAGUACUUUCGGCAUAUUUCUCCACUCAUGUAACGCGCCCGAGAAGCUCAUCAAAGUCCUUGCGCACAUGGGCCUUUCCAUGUCCCUCACAUCUGUCCACCGUGCCCUGAAUUCCCUUGCAAUCCAUAGUGAGAAAACUCUUGUCGAUCUUGGACAAACCCAUCUUACUGCCUAUGCGUACGACAACUUUGAUGUGGAUGAUGUCGCGCUCGUCCCUACUGUGGAGGGAUCAAGGGAGCGCUUAAUGCAUCUUACCUCUGGUGCCCUGUUCCGUCUCGACCCAUCCAUUCGUCUCGAUGACCUCCGGUGCUCAAGUCUAGUGUGGGAUCGCUCUGCGGAGAACCCCCUCGCGUCCGAUCCCCGGCCUUUCAACCCGGAGUCUACUAUAGACUGCCUGCUUGGGCUACAUCCCGAGCCUCCUGUUGGCCCGGGCACUCUUACAUGCCGUGGUCGUUUCCGGCGGUGGUUCUUCGUCCGCACCCUAUGUGAACAUGGCCCUCCAUAUUUCAAACAACUGCUGUCCCAACUUCAAGAUCCAGAGACAAUUGAGAUGCUGCCUCUCCGAAAGCUCGAGUACCAGCCCUUCAGGGCGAUGGACAUAAACGAAUCAAAGGUCGCGGGGAACAUCGAUGCCAUACAGGCCUUGUAUGCGCAAAGCGGGGUCGGCGACCCAUCGCGCCCUGCGCAGUCUCAUACCAAGAGUAUAAACGAC